UAAAAAUCCCUUUCCAACAGACAAAAAUGGCCGACGCAUUGAAAAAUAUUUCUAAUUCAAAUUCAUUCAAUUUCUUGUACAAAACAUCGUAUUCUGGAGUCUAUUACUAACUGUACAUGUACAACGCAAUCAUGGCUAACUAGAAAUUCACAGAUCGCGUGUCUUUUCCCGUCCUGGCGUAUCGUAUAAAGCGCGAGAAUACACUUAGCGAUUUCGUCACAGAAAUUUUAAUCAAGUGACACAAAAUGUCUAAAGCCACAAAGAGAAAGCAUGUCACUCGUGAAGUCCUUGACGAAUUUGUGACACCAGAAGAGAAACAAAUUAUUGUUAAGGUAAAACAUGUCUUUCUUACGAUUUUAUUAAAAAAAUAUGGUGCAAUAAUAGAUUUUUAAAUCAACAAUUUUGUUUCCAAUUAUCCAUAAAUGACCCUACCUUAAUCCUUACAUAUCCAUAAUAUCAUCGCCAAAUACCCACAACUAACCUUAAAUAUCCCUAUUUUAUUUUAUCCAUAGAUUACUGGAAGUAGAGGCAAUAACCUGCAUGAGGCAGAGACUCCGAGUGGCGAUCAUUUCCUCAUAAGCAUGCCUUCAAAAUUUCGAAAAAAUGUCUGGAUAAAACGAGGUAUUGCCUACGAGAUAACCACCCUAUUAAUUUGUUUUGAGUUUUUAACCGAUUAGUAUGCAAGGGUCCGCUAUUGAUGAGCAAAAGGAAGUCGUAAGGCAAUCGAGUCGUUAUUAGUGAUUGACUGAUUGUUGAGAAAAUACACACUUUAACAAUUAUGCAUUGCACGUUGGUACACGUUGUGUUUUAUUGCAAUCUGUUAAAUUACAAAUCAUGUGAAACUACACUGACUGCCAUUGAUUUCAAAUAAGAACUGCUGAUCACUCAAUAGGCAUCUGCUACGGCUCAAUUGACUUCUAGUUGGCAUCCGUGUUAUCAAAAACGUCGCUUGCUUGAGCUCUCUAUUGAUAUAAAAUUGCACUGCAUGUAGCGACACUAAUUUAAAAGGCUGUCUAUGGUAUUUUAUUUUAAUAAAUUUCAAAACUUUUCAGGAGAUUUUGUAAUUGUUGAUCCAAUUGAGGAAGGAACUAAAGUGCGUGCAGAAAUAGCUCAUAUAUUGUACCCCCAGCAAGUGAAAUAUCUCAAGAAAGAAGGAUUGUGGUAAGCUAUGUACAAAAUAAUAUUGUUAUAAUUAGCCUUUCUCACACCGCCAUUUUUGGGGUACUGUAAUUUUUUGUAAACGAUUAUAACAAUGUGAAAAGCAAUAUUUAAGAACAAACUAACUAUUUACAGAGUAAAUUUACCAUCAUACACCCACAAAAUUAUGAAAUGUCACCGGUACGUGGUGUUACACUCGCAGGAUUGGCAAAAAAGUACCCAAAAAAUGGCGGCGUGAGAAAGGCUAAUUAAGCUCAGUCUUUAAGUUUGCUGACAAGCAAUGAUGCAAGACAUCGGACUGAAUAUGAAAGGGUCACUCUACAUGUCAUGGUUUGUGUUUGAAUUACUUGCACCUUAACAUACCACAUACCAUGUCAGUUUGGCACAGCCCUUCCCGAAAAAGAUUGCUCUUGAAAUAAUUUUAUUCUCAUCUUAUUUUGUGAUAAUUUCUAGGCCUGAAAAGUUUCUGGAGAAAGCAUUUGAUGAAAAUGGUCAUCCUGAACCAGUAGUGUAUGGCAACACAAUGAAAGAAAGACAUAGAAGCAAAUGCAAUCAAAAGUUGAGCUCUGACAGCGAAAGUGAAACAGAUGAUGAUCUGUUUGUCAAUCCAAACCACAUUCAAUCACUGGUUAUUCAUUCAGACUCCAGUGAUGAUGACGAGAUCAGUGGUGAUGACAGCAGUGUUGACGAAGACAGUGAUGUAGAUUGUCUGAGCAAUGAAGAUGUGCCAAUUAAAACCAUAAUUGAUAAUAAUAACACAAAUUAGAAUAUUUUACAACAACAUAUUCUAUUAAUGAAUAUGACCAUGCUAUUGCCAGGACAAUUAAGUUUAAUUAAUUGAUGAAAAAAUGUAAUAUUAAAACAUAAAUAAAGUUAGAAACUGGCCUGGUUUUGUGAUAGGCUCUUUAUUUUAUUUAUACUAUCCAACAUUCCAUCAUAUCCUACUAUAAAGCUGAAUCAUACAAUUCAAGACAAUAUAUAUACGGUUCCGGAAAGUAGUGACAUCAC
Molecule: messenger RNA, 2166 nt
Organism: Paramuricea clavata
Lineage: Eukaryota; Metazoa; Cnidaria; Anthozoa; Malacalcyonacea; Plexauridae
Source: the annotation of a GenBank genome assembly